Molecule: messenger RNA, 14836 nt
Organism: Nasonia vitripennis (jewel wasp)
Lineage: Eukaryota; Metazoa; Arthropoda; Insecta; Hymenoptera; Pteromalidae
Gene: HUWE1
Product: HECT, UBA and WWE domain containing 1
Exons: 31
Coding region: 589-13689 (4366 amino acids)
Biological process (GO): protein polyubiquitination; positive regulation of protein catabolic process; proteasome-mediated ubiquitin-dependent protein catabolic process
Cellular component (GO): nucleus
Molecular function (GO): ubiquitin-protein transferase activity; protein binding; zinc ion binding
Source: RefSeq, a predicted model, not a curated record
GCUUUGUAAAAUGGCGGUGGACGACGGUGGUGCUGCGCUGCUGACGACGAUCACCAUCAGCGCUGACGAGAAGAACUACAGAGCAGUGUACUGACGAGCGUGCCUGGAGCAGCUCGAGAGAGUAGCGCUGCCGCAGCAGCAGCCUUUUGUUUUUUCCAUCGACGCGUCAUCUCCGAGAGCGUCGUUAUCCUACUAAGAGACUCCGCGAGUGCGACGUAUAUAUAGCGUAUAUUAUAUCCACACGCGCGAGCAGCAGCAGCAGCAGCAGCAGCAUCUUCUCGACGAGAGAGAAGGAAGGAAGAGCGAGUGAGUUAUAUAUUGGGUGCAGGUACGGAUAGGAACGGCUGGAAACGAGAAAGAGGAACGAAGAGGAGCGAGAGACAGAGAAAGAAGGAUCGUGGUGUGCAGCGACGCAGGGAGGGCCGCGCGAUGCCCCUGAUGCUGACGCGCGCCGCGUCCUGUUUACCUGAGUUGCGGACGAAAGAGCACUUCCGCGAGGAGAGGAGGCCUGCCGCCAAGCGGACGACGACCGCGAACCUCAACAAGGUCGCCGCUCGGUUUUAAGUUCUUGAUAAAAACACUACCAAAAUGAAGAUCGAUAGGAGUAGACUGAAGAAGUGCACUUCUGAAGUGCCGGCAGAGUGCCAAGCUUUGAUAAGCAAGUUGCGCUCAUGCUCACACACAGAGUUGUUGGAGGAGUUGAAACAGAUAGAUGCCUGGACUUUUGGGAAAUGUGAACUUUUCCACUGGAUUGAUGUUUUGGACCUUAGCGAUAGUAUAUUGGAGGAGGCAGCUGCCAAGAGCCCUGAUAAUCCAUGGGAGCUGGCCUGUGAUCUUCCGCAAAACAGAGAGACAAAAGAAUUGUUGCUCUGGGUUCUCCACUUUACUACGCUCCUUAUAGAACAUUCUUUUUCACGACACUUGUAUAAUAGUAUGGAACAUCUUGUUACCUUGCUGUCCAGUUGUGACAUGCCUGUAGUUCUUGGUGUUCUAAAUCUUCUGUACAUGUUCAGUAAACGAAGUAAUUUUAUCACAAGAUUAAACAGCGAUAAAAGACAAGCUUUACUUAGCCGACUAAAUCAUUUAGCAGAGAGUUGGGGUGGAAAGGAAAAUGGUUUUGGCCUAGCAGACUGCUGUAAAGAACAUCCAGAAAAGCCUUUCCCAGCAAGUGCAACAACGUUGCAUUUCGAAUUCUAUGCUGAUAACACAUCAGCUUUAGAAACGUCCAGUGGCACCACUGGUAGUGGUAGCGCAAAAAAGACUGCUCAGACAAAUCUUGUAACAUAUAUACACAUCGAAAAUGUAGAUAAACUUGGCAAAACCCCGGCGCAGAUUAUGAACGACUUACUAAAAGUUUAUAACGUACCUCAGGAACGUCAGAUGGCUCUUCUAACACACAUUAGGUUAGCACAUAGCUUUUCGGAUUAUCGACGACGUUUACAGUGCGUUCAAGCUCGACUGCAAGCGCUCUCUGUACUCGUGUAUAGUAGCGCACUCCAAGAAAAUGCACACAGUCUCCUUCAUGCUGGACUUCUUGAGGAACUAGUAGAAUUAUUGGAACUUCCCCACCCACACCUCGUUGAAAUUCGGGCGGCUGCGCUGCGGACUCUAACAAGCAUAAUUCACUUGGAUCGAAAUCCACAUCACCCAAAAAAAUCAGGUUCCCGAUUAAAUAUGAUAAUCGAUGUUACUGGAGCGAGUUCGUAUCACGGAUUUUUGCCGGUACUCGUGCGAACGUGUAUCACGACAUUGACAUCGCCACAACCAGAUGGGCAACCUUUCCCUUUGCCGCUGGCUACGGCACUUUUCAGUUUUCUUUAUCACCUUGCCAGCUACGAAGCUGGCGGGGAGGCACUCGUCAGCUGUGGAAUGAUGGAGAGUCUUCUAAAAGUUAUUAAUUGGCCUGGCAAAGAAUUAGAGCACAUCACUUUUGUUACUAGAGCUGUGAGAGUUAUAGACUUAAUAACUAACAUAGACAUGCAAGGAUUCCAAGCUCACAGUGGUUUAGCUAGUUUCAUAAAGCGACUCGAUAUGGAGGUCAAUGUCUGCCGAAAAGAGCAGCCGUUCGAAAUUGAACCGGACAGUGACACUCCUGAAGCCCCUCAACCUGCUACAGAAGAAUCCGCCAGUUCGAGCACGACUCGAAGAAGCACCGAGCAGCUGGACGAUCGCGAAGACUCGUCAAACCCUAUGGAAUUUUCCGAAGAUGAAAAUACGAGUUCUAACAAAACUGAGAACAAACCAGCCACAACACAAAAUUAUGUGGCUGUUAAAAACGGAAAGACAUGCUUGCCGCAACGAGCAGCUUUACUUAAAUCAAUGCUAAAUUUUUUGAAAAAGGCUAUUCAAGAUCCCACGUUUUCGGACAGUAUACGACAUAUUAUGGAAGGAACACUGCCAUCUUCACUCAAACACAUCAUCAGCAAUUCAGAGUACUAUGGACCAUCAUUGUUUUUGCUUGCUACAGAUGUUGUCACAGUUUACGUGUUUCAAGAACCAUCUCUUCUAUCCACCUUGCAAGACAACGGAUUAACUGAUGUUGUACUGCAUGCUCUAUUGAAUAAAGACGUUCCCGCGACACGAGAAGUUCUCGGUUCACUGCCCAACGUGUUCAGCGCUCUGUGCCUGAACCAACGUGGCCUCGCUUCUUUCACGAAACGACGUCCAUUCGAGCGCAUAUUCAAAGUUCUACUUUCGCCAGUUUACCUUUCGGCUAUGCGUCGACGACGUAGCGCGGAUCCCCUGGGAGACACGGCUUCCAAUCUCGGAAACGCCAUGGAUGAACUGAUGCGGCAUCAGCCGAGUCUUAAAGCCGAUGCCAUGGCCGCUAUUGUCAAACUUUUGCAAGAGCUCUGCGUUCUGGGCUGUGACGCGCGUUACGUUUGCUGGCGAGCUGCCAACAAAACUGAUAAUUCACCUUCUCACACCAACAACACCAACCGCCAGUCUUCAGGUCAAUCUGUUGGAGUCGGUGUAGGCGAUACUGGAGGCAGUGCCGGAGCUGGAGGAGGCAGUAGUAGCGACGAAGAGGAGGAAGAUGAAGAGGAGGCAAGCACCAGUUCACAUCCUCAACGAGAGGAACAACCAUCACCAUCUCCUGCUCAACCUGGACCUCCGCCGCAACCGAGGGAAAAAACUCCAAUCGCGCUGGUUGAUUACAUACACAACGUGAUGAAGUUCGUGGAUGCGAUUCUUAGCAACAAUUCGACCGACGAUCAUUGUCGAGAAUUCGUUGCACAAAAGGGAUUGGUACCAUUGUUGUCGAUCCUGGGAUUACCCAAUCUGCCGGUAGACUAUCCCGUUGCUCAAGCUGCACAAGCAGUUGCUUCUGUCUGCAAGAGCAUAUUGAACCUGGCUCAUGAACCAUUGGUAUUAAAAACUGGAUUGACACAGUUAAACGAAGUUCUAAACCUCCUGAAACCACUGCACAGUCAUAUGGAAUCACCAGGUGGUUCUGUACUUCUACACGAGCUUGCCUCUGCGCCUAAUCUUGAAACAGCUUUUACUAGCGACAAGGCCACACCUUUGCUGCAUGCAAUGAAUGCCGCUCACGGCUACGUUGUCAUGUUCGUGCACGUCUGUAGAACCGGUCAGUCAGAAAUACGUAACCUUUCGAUGAACCACUGGGGCUCCGAGCUUGGACUUACCGUCCUCAAAGGUCUGUCUGAGCUCUAUAUGUCUCUCGUCUGGGAGAGCACGCUACUGCUAGCGCUCUGCAGCGAUGAUAGCAUCCCCGCUGGUUGUGAUUUCGGUAAGGAGGACAUGGAAAAGCUAAUGCCUCCUGAACUGAGAAACGAAGGAGAGUCUUCUAACUGGUCGGCUACCACGGCGUCCUCGGACAUGGGCAGCAAUGGUAUGACUACAGCUAUGGAAGCUUUGAGCACAGAUCCUCCACCUGUCUCAAUGGAAGUUGAUGAAAGCAAGCCAAGUACAAGCACUAGCACUGCUACGACGAUAACAACUACGACAACAACAACGGGUACCGGUCGCACUUCGCCCAGUACUCACCAACUUAAAUACAUCAGACCUCUGCUUGGUGCUUCAUCACGACUUGGUCGUGCACUUGCUGAGCUUUUUGGUCUGCUCGUUAAGUUAUGCAUGGGUUCACCCAUAAGGCAGAGGCGUGGACAGCAAUCGCCGCUCAUUCCAACCUUGCCAUCGCAGGCUGCCCGCAGCGUUGCUACGGCGCUCAACUGUCUGCUGAUGCGUGGACUGUCACAUGACAAGCUACCACCUACACCUAUUCCCAAAUUCAAGCUUACUUUCCUUAUAUGCUCGGUCGGCUUCACUUCACCAAUGCUGUUCGAUGAGAAGAGACAUCCUUAUCAUUUGAUGCUCCAAAAGUUCGUUAAACUGGGAGGCCAAAACGCAUUCUUUGCAACCUUCCGAUGGGCCCUAUCUGCAGGCGGCCAGUUCGAUUUAUCAGAGGGUUUAGAACAUCCUGAUCUACCAGACGGAACCGGCGAGUUCUUAGAUGUCUGGCUAAUGCUCCUAGAGAAAAUGGUGAAUCCCAAAGCCAUUCUGGAUUCUCCUCAUGUAGUUUCUCCCAAAUGUACAGGCCUCUACAAAGCGUAUGAACCGUUUGACCCUAUCAAAUAUCUUAUUGACAUUCACAAGAAAGCAUUCGAGGCUGUAAUGUUAAUGUGGGGUAAAAAGCCCUUAAAGAAUUAUGGUCCACGUAUGACAGAAUCAAUCCUAUCGAUUUUGCGUCACAUUUUGCAAGGAGAAAAAAUUAUCAAAGAACGUACGGAGAAAGAAGAAACUGCCGAGGGAACAAAUACCACUGCUAGUGCUAAUGGCAGCGCCAGUAGAACGGGUGCAACAACCGAACGUCGUGAAGAACCUGAAGCCGAUGUUAAUGCAGAGCACUUAAGACAGCUCAUGGACAUGGGCUUCAGCAGAGCUCACUGCAUCGAGGCUUUGCUACACACUUUAACGGUUGAACAGGCCACGGACUAUCUCCUUACAAAUCCCGCUACUUUACGCAGAUCGGAUAUUUCUACUGGGGAUGCAAACGGCCAAGGACUGAUAAUGGAUCUAGAAAUGGGCGACGACGACCAGAUGAUGCAAGCCAUUGCAAUGUCGCUAGACGAAUCUGAUCCGCAAAAAGCAGCCGCCUCUACGAGCAUUGAAGAACCUGUUCGGGAAACAACCAAAACCAUCGAUGAAUUUACUCACAGUGCUUUGGAGCAAUGCCUUAGUCUGUUAGAUCUGAUGCCCGAUACUGUAUACCGAGUAUGCGACCUUCUGGUGACCAUUACCAAGCGUAAUGGAAACGACUGGCGUGAUAAUAUGCUUAAGCAAUUGAUAAAGGAAAUAGGCGAUUUGAUUGACCAUCUACGCAACAUUGCCGAGUCUCAAGACGAAAAUGCCGGCACCCGAUUGGUCGAAUGUGAAGAAGCCAAUAAGGUUGCUGGUCGCAUUUAUCUCUACACGCUUUUCUUCGAGGGUACAUUCCAGGAGAUGCGAGUUCCCUGUGCCCAGAUCGUUGAGCAGUGUGGCAUUCUCGACAAGCUCGUACGGCUACUCGUGGUCAGCGAAUCCCCGCUCACGGCAAAUAAAAAUAAAACCCCGGUACCUCCGCCGAAAGAUCCUGCAUCUAAAGACAACGCCCCUCCUGUUCAGUCGACGAAAACACCCAAGUGGCUUGCUCCUCUUUUGUUACUUAUAGACCGCUUAGAGAAGGUUGCAGUACUCACGCAACGAAAACAACUGAUGCACAAAGUGACGAAUCGCACCUGGAAAUGGUUCGAUCUUAGCUCGGGCAAGUGGAUGCCAUAUUCGUCUAUGAACAACCGCAUAAUUAACGAUGCUUACUGGGCUGGGGAACCCACUGUUCGCAUAACCUGCAGUCGUCGCAAGUACCAGAUUACCUUCUCGUGCAUGACACAAGUAAAUGAGGACAGCGACAAUCGCAGGCCUAUAACAAUGGGCUUCAGGACCACUACUACUCCUGCCAAUAGCGAGGAAGCCGCAAAUAAUUCCAACACACAGACAACUGUUGUAGCUCCCUCGGAUUCUAACAUGGACACCGAGGACAACAGCACUGGCGCAGCUAGUAUUAGCGCUAAUAACGAGGACAAGAGAAACACGGUAAUUCAAGGUUUGGAUCCAAACGUCACUCCAAGUAUAGUUCGCGCGUGUGUCAAUCUUCUCGCCAUACCAGUGGAUCGAGAUGCUUUACACGCAUUAAUGAAGGUCUGUCUGCGACUUACACGUGACUACAAAAAUGCUGAAGUAUUCGCUAGAGAAGGCGGGGUAAAGUUGCUUCUCGACAUGACACAGGCGAGUAGCUUUAUUGGCAGCAUAACUCUCAGUACACUGCUGAUAAGACACACCCUCGAGGAGCCAUUAACACUCGGUUUGGCGAUGGAAAAAGUUGUGCGUUCGCGUACUCAGAGUAAUAUACCACCUGCUUAUAAAGAAAUCUUAUUCAUGACUAGGCAGAUAAGUAGUGCUGUAUGUCGCAACCCAGACGUUUAUAAACAGGUUUGCGAGAACAUACUGAGAGUUGACAUCAGCGUGCUCAAGCGCGACGAUGUAGACAAUCGAUUAAUCGUCAAAGCUCUACCUCCAAAUCUCUCGCCGUCACUACCCAUGGUUGAGGAGGUAUCAGUGAAUGUGAUUCAUGAACUCCUCAAUGCUUUGAUUAAACCUGUACCAGUACUACCGGAAGAUGCAAACUCUACGACGCCACCCGCUGGUAGUCCCGAGAGAAAGAACAACACUAUUCCAACAAGCAACAAUGUAACCUCCUCGACGACUGCUGCUACAUCGUCGUCUAGAAGAGAGUUACUGAGAAAUAGCACAGCUGCAACGGCGGGUACUAACGACCCUCUCGACGACGACGAUCAAGUUUCACAGAUCAUUCCUCUAAAAAUGUACACCGAUGUCGGUAACAACGGUAAAGUUGAGCCUGAAGAGGCUAAAAAACCUCUUCUCGCUAAAUCCGCAAUCCUUAAGAUGUUGGCUGAAUCGGUGCGCUCGUACGGAGCCAUCGCCAACCUCAUCACGGAGUAUACCUACCGCGCUGGACAGAGUGAAAUGAUCCUUGAGGAUACCACAGCAUUAGCAUUCCUACUUGACAAACUCCUACCCAUACUACCAGAGAACUCAAGCGACCGUCAAUGCAGCAACAUGGCGCGCAUGCUUAUCGCCGCCAUCGCUUCAUGCAAUCACUCUCCUGAUGCCCAAAGCACCUUGGUCGCCGAAGUCAAGGCAGCCUUAACGAGAACUCUCGCCAUGCCCGAAAGCUCUGAAAAACACGCCCAGCUGCAGCUUCUUAUUGGUCUCAUCUCAACGAUGAUUGAUAGCUGUCCUCCUACCUCGCACACACCGUUGCGUGCUCCUCUUAAGGUGCACAACCAGUACUCUAACGUAAACUACAUCGUUAGAAUAAUGCUGAAGAAGGGUAUCAUCACAGACCUUGCCAAGAUACCGCACAGUCUUGAUCUCUCGAGCCCUAACAUGGCUGCAACAAUUAAUGCUGCACUCAAGCCGUUGGAAACUUUAUCAAGAAUUAUAAACCAGCCGAUGCCUGGUGCCGUUAACAACAAAUUUCCGAAGCCAAAGAGCAGGAAUGCACAGGAGGAGCCUAUCGGUGAGCAGACCGGGACGACCACCUCUGAGGCAACUAAUGCUGUCGGUGAAGAAGCGAAUGAAGACGCAGAAAAUACGGAACACGACAUUUCAGUGAACGCAGAGAGCUUGGAGCCUACUUCCGAGAGUCAGCAGCAUGAGGAAGGCGACGAAGCAGCUCUGGAGGACAUUAUGGAUCAACUGCUUGAAAGUGUACUGUUUUCCAGAGAUGGAUCGGCCGUGGCGGAAGAACCAACUUCUCGUCCACACCGGCCGAUGGAUAUUGAAGAAGAGAGCCUCGCAAUGCGCGACGGUGAAGGUGACUUCGAUCCAGCACGUGAUACCACAGUAAGAAAUGAAUCAAGUUUGGCAUUGCUAACCAACAUCUUUAACGAUCUAAUUCUCACGCAAGCCUUUCAAUCCUUGCCUUCACAGGAGGAUCUGAUGAGUUCAGACUCGGACUCUGAUAGCAACCCAUCAGAUGAUAACGAGGACGACGUACAAGACGAUGAAGAUGAAGAAGAAGAGGAGGAAGAUGAUGGCGAGGAGAAUGAGGAAGAGGAGGAAGAAGAGGAGGAGUCGUCAAACUUUGAGGAAGAUGGAUUACAGUUCUACGAAGAUGUUGGCGAGGGCCUUUUCCGCAUGCUACCGACAGCUGAUCGUGAUGAUAGCAAUGUGGUCAUGAUCCAGCACAGUUUUGACAACCAAGAUAUGAAUGCGACGGCCCCGGCCUCCGGUAGACAAAGUCUACCCUGGAACACCAACUUCCCCUUUUCAGUCGAUUUGGUCGGCGAUACACCUCUGGGAUCUGAGAGCAACGGUAUCAAUUCUCAUCCGGUACUCGUAGCUCAUGCUAGCCUUGUUGCUGUUGGUAAUAAUCGUUCCCAAAGAAUGGUUAGACAACGCAGAUACCAAGUGCAGCAAUCAAAUCCUCGCCACUCCAACCCACCUGUUAUUUUGCAACGAUUACUCGGACCAGCAGCGCAAACGGCAAAUCAAAUUUUAGCUACCUCAUUCCGAGAUACUCGAGUUGUCGUCAUGGACAACGGGUUAGGUAUCGUCACAAAUCAAGAUGACGAACAAUAUGAUUUUGUUGAUCAAGCUGGCUACUUGUUUGGACCGAGUCUUGCAGCGACCCUCAAUAAUAUUCCUACUGCUCUGCACUGGUGGAUCGAAGAGAGCAAACUACUUGAUGGAGAUUCUCAACCAGAUUGUUGUGUUGGUGUUGUAUAUAAGUUGAUUCCCGGCUUGGAGAAGUAUAGGAAUGCUGAAUUAGCUGAGAGAAAAGAGAAGCACAAAAAACAACAAGCAGCUGAAAAAGAAGCAGAAAAAAAUAAGGAAACUAAAGGCAGCACUAGUGCCAAUGCUACAGAAAGUGAUGUCCCCAAUACCCCACCAAUCGAUGAUCCUAUCGAUGAUCCCAGAGCAUCAUCAUCUAUAUCAGAAAGAGACGAUUCUAGGCAGUUGAUAGCAGCGGUUGAAGCAGUCGUUGAAGCUGUUCGCCAAGAAUUGCAUACUGACGAAGAAAUUAUUGGAGAGAUGGAAGUGACAGUACAGGAUGAAGGAGAUCGUCCAAUGAAUCCACCAGAACAAGUAGCUGAAGUCCGAGAAUCGCAAGCAUCAGAACUUAGUACAGCUACCGAAAUUGCGGAAAGCUUGGUCGAUUCUGUUCUUGGUGUAUCAACUACAGAAGCUAUGAGGAGACAUAGGCAACAAAAUGAAAGACCAGCUGAAGGAGGUUCGACGACGGAAAAUUCUGAAGUAUGGACAGCAGGUGAACUUGUCGAUUUUAGUGAUACUUCUAGCAAUGAUUUAUCACGAGAGAACAGUGUACCUAUUGACUGGAUAAGGCGAUUGUUAAAUGAAGACAAUGCCGAAGCUAACAGCGAAAGAAAUGCCAAUGUUACAAAUCAAGAGAACAGUUCCUCAGCGCUAGAUGCUACUAACACAGUUCAAACUGGAGAACAGCAGCAAGAGUCGACUGCUCAAACAGCUACACAGGAAGAUAAUGCUCAAAUACAACCAUCAAGUGAUGACUCUGCAGCUGCAAACGAAAAUGAGGCAUCUGGUACUGAACCACAACCCCCAACACAAGAAGCCCCGCCACAAGCUAGUCAAUCACAGGAACAACUACCUGAUGGUGUCGAUCCGUCGUUCUUGGCGGCCUUACCUGAGGAAAUGCGUGAUGAGGUCAUCGCGGAACAGCUACGCUUGCAAAGAAUCAGGCAGAGAGCUCAGGCCUCAGUUGUAGAAGAACUCGCGGGCCCUGUUGAAGUAAAUCCCGAAUUCUUGGCCGCUUUGCCACCAGCUAUUCAAGAAGAGGUGUUGGCACAACAGCGUCUUGAACAACAGAGGCACGCUGCAGCCUCGGCCAAUCCUGAGGAUCCCGUCGAUGCAGCGGCGUUCUUCCAGAAUCUUCAGCCAUCGCUUCGACAAGCGAUUCUCACGGAUAUGGAAGAAUCACAAAUUUCAGUGCUUCCACCUGAUUUGGCACAGGAGGCUCAAAAUCUAAGAAGAGAAUGGGAAGCCCGAAACAGACAUAUGAUGCAAGAGCGAUUCCUCAGUCAUGUUAGUCAAGGCAACGCUCUUUCAAGUAUCUUAAGAAACUCGAGUAGAGUACGAGGACCUGCAACACGAUAUGCGAUCCAUACAAUGCCACAGCGAGCUCAGUGGAACUCGUGGAACAGUAGAGGUGAUGCGGGUGUUGCUUAUCCAGCAACAAUGGCCGGUGCCGGUCUUCGACUCCGAGGAAGACAAUUACUUGAUCAUGAAUCUAUGGCUUGUUUAUUAGUUUUGUUAUUCAUAGACGAACCAAAAAUCAAUACCCUCAGACUUCACAGAGUGAUCAGAAAUCUAUGCUAUCAUGGAAGCACAAGGGAGUGGGUUGUAAAAGCCCUACUGAAUAUCAUGGAAAGAAGUAAUGAUGAAAACAAAGACGCCCUUGCUGAGUUCGGUGGCAAAUUCAAAAGGAAAGGAGGUCAUUCAAGCAUGGAUUAUUGUUCACCUAAAGCUAUCGAUACUAGAAAUAACGCACAAUCUUGGUUAAACGUCAGCAUUGAUGCUGCAUUGGGGUGCAGGGCUAAUGUUUUCCAUAUAAUGAGACAUGGAGGUAAAAAAUCUGAGAGACAAGGACACAACAUUACUAUUCAUCCACAAGCCGCACCUACUGUUUGCAGGCAUACACUGGAACUGUUGAUAUCAUUGGCCAAGAGUUUCCCUGCAUACUUUGUCCCAAUAAAAUCGAAAGAAACGGAAGAGAAGGAAAAAGAAAAGGAAAAGGAAAAAGAGAAAGAAUCAAAUACAAAUAAAGAAGAAACUGGUGCCAAACCAAAGAUCACAGCAAAGCCCGGCAAAAGUGAUGCUCCUGAUUUCUGGGAUAUGAUACUUCGACUGGACUCGUGCGCCUCAAAGAAGGGAAAAUCCGUGGCCCGCACCCACUCCAAUACGAACUUAGGCAGCGAACCAGAACAAUCCGUUAUAUCAUUCGAAGCUUCAGCGUUCGGUCAACUGAUCUCGAUGUUGCAUUGGUCAGUCAUAAAGCGAAGCAGCCAAUUGACGGAUAAACUUUUGCGACUGCUGUCUUUAAUAUCGAUUGGUUUAACUGAAGUACAUCCUUACCGACGACAAGAAGGAGCAGCCGCCAAGACCAAAAAGCCAAGCGAUACCAGCAAAGACUGGAGCAUUGCUGCACCCGAAGGUCACAUUAAGCUCGCCGUUCAAGUACUGACAAGCAAGAGCUGCUCAGAAGAAGGAUUAGAAGACGCGACUGCGUUAUUGCUUAAUUUGUCACAUUGUCCAGAUCCGACUCGUCAGCUGAUAUUGAAAUUACUUUUGGAGGGUGCGAUGGAACUAGCAAAUAUGGUCUGUGAACACAUAAACGAUUUGAUGAUGGAACUGAAGGUACUCAAUCGCGAAUUAAAUAGGAGGAACUCUCUAGAAGAACAGCCUUCAACUAGCGGUAGUGGAUCGAAUAGAGGUUUCCUUUUAGAUAGAUUUACGAACGACAGCGUUGUCAUAACAGCACCCACGAAAUUAAAAGCUGGAACCGAUCUACAACUACCGUCCAUGGGAACACUUGUCAGCAAAACCUCUAGUCAAGCCUUCUUCCUUCGUAUACUCAAGGUUAUUGUGCAGAUAAGAGAGGCCGUACGUCACGCAAACACUAAAAAAGCUCAAGAAGACGCUGCUGCCUCAAAUGUUGCAGCAGCUGCUGCUGCUGCACCGCUGUCAGCAGGAGAAACAGCUAUGGAAACGGCACCAACCAGCAGCGGAACAAGCGAAGAUGCAAACAACGAGAGCACGGCUGACGUCGAUACCAUCGCUAUGGAUACAACGCAAGCGACACCACCAGCUCCAACUCCUACGCCAGUUGUAGACGCUACGCCUCCAGCAGCUCCUGUUUCCGAUGCUGCCACCCCAAUGCCGUCGAGUUCUCGGGCUAAUAGCGAAGAAGACAUCAAGUCGCAGUUGCCACUGUUGAGCGAAAGCCUUGUACUUGACAGUCUGUGGGAAACAUUGAGUGCUUGUCUACUUGAACUUGAACACACACCAGAUCAUCAUGCAGUACUUGUACUACAACCUGCCGUUGAAGCCUUCUUCCUCGUUCAUUCGUCAUCGAGCACAUCGCGCGGUGAGCGAAACAACGACAAUGCCGCAGAAAAUCUCGACGUUGUAGCGGAUAUUGCGCCUGUCUCGCCCAUCUUCUCAGAAAACGAGAGUACAAAUCAGGGCGAUGCUGCCACUGCGUCGGGUACUGCUACCACAGCGGCAACUGGCACCAGUGCUCCGCACACCUGGGACGCGAACGCAGCUCCUGUACAAAAGGUUCUUCCUCCAGACCAGCUGAAAUUCCUUAAGUUUGCCGAAACACACAGAACUGUUCUCAAUCAAAUUUUGCGACAAACAACGACCCAUCUGGCGGAUGGACCAUUCUCCGUGUUAGUUGACCACACGAGAGUUCUUGAUUUCGAUGUUAAACGAAGAUACUUCAGAACUGAGUUAGAACGAAUGGACGAAGGCAUUCGCAGAGAGGAACUUGCUGUUCACGUGCGUCGUAGUCACGUAUUUGAAGACUCAUUCAGGGAACUUCAUCGCAGGAAUGCUGAUGAAUGGAAAAACCGUUUUUACAUUGUGUUCGAAGGUGAAGAAGGUCAAGACGCUGGUGGUCUGUUACGUGAGUGGUAUGUCAUCAUUUCGAGAGAAAUCUUCAACCCUAUGUAUGCUCUGUUCACCGUCAGUCCUGGAGAUCGGGUCACGUACAUGAUUAACUCCUCAUCGCAUUGCAAUCCGAAUCAUUUGUGCUAUUAUAAAUUCGUCGGUAGAGUAAUAGCGAAAGCCAUCUACGACAAUAAGCUCUUGGAGUGCUACUUCACGCGUAGCUUUUACAAACACAUACUUGGUAUUCUUGUGAAACACACCGACAUGGAAAGCGAGGAUUACAGUUUCUACAAAGGCCUUGUUUAUUUGACUGAAAAUAACAUCUCAGAUUUGGGAUACGAAUUAACGUUCUCAGCCGAGGUUAAUGAAUUCGGCGUCAAUGACGUACGAGACUUAAUACCAAAUGGGCGAAACAUCAUUGUCACGGAAGAAACGAAAUUGGAAUACAUUCGAUUAGUCUGUCAGAUGAAAAUGACUGGAGCUAUUCGUAAACAACUUAAUGCGUUCUUGGAAGGAUUCUAUGACAUAAUUCCCAAACGACUUAUUUCAAUCUUUAAUGAACAAGAACUCGAAUUGUUAAUUAGUGGUUUACCCAAUGUCGAUAUCGAAGACUUAAAAUCCAACACAGAAUACCAUAAGUACAGCCCAACAUCGUUACAGAUCCAAUGGUUCUGGCGUGCAUUACGCGGAUUUGAUCAAGCGGAUAGAGCGAAAUUCUUACAAUUUGUUACGGGAACAUCGAAAGUUCCGCUUCAAGGCUUCGGCGCUCUUGAGGGUAUGAAUGGCGUGCAGAAGUUCCAAAUUCACCGAGAUGAUCGGUCGACGGAUAGAUUGCCGUCAGCUCAUACAUGUUUCAACCAAUUAGACUUACCUGUUUACGAAACGUACGACAAGCUGCGCAGCAAUCUAUUAAAGGCUAUUCACGAAUGCAGCGAAGGAUUCGGAUUUGCGUAAAUUUUUGCUAAAGAAAAAGAUCAUAAUCUUGUAUCGCAAAUUUGUUUUCUAUAAUGUGUUGCUUCAGCCUAUUCGACGAAGUAAAUUAUAUAUCUGCGUGAUGUAACAAAUAUGAACUGUGCUUGAUCCUGAAUCGAGUUCUUAAAAAUAAUGGAAUCAACGUACAUGCAUAUAUUAUAACACGCAUGUGUAUAUACAUAUACUACAGUGUACAUAUAUAUGUAUAUAUACAUAUGUAUACAUAUAUACGACUAUGGUGUAAUUAUUGAAGAUAACUUUAAAAAAAACACUACUCGAUUUAGAGUUUAUUUUGUUGAGAAAACGCUCUUUGAAAAGAACUGGGAGAAUGUGUGUGAAAUAUAGGAAGACAGAGAGGCACUUAACGAUAAUUCCCAGCAAAAUGAACAGGAGAACUAAACUGUAAGGCUAAUCACAUAUAAGACUCUACAAUAAGGUUUCUAUUUAAAGGAGCUGAAUAGGCGUCCUAGAAUAUCAUAAUUGAUCCAAAGAGAUCAAGAUUGUAAUAUACAGCACUCGAAAGAAAAUCAUUGGUGAUAUAUUGCAACAGCAAAUAUUUCAUAGUUUGCAUAUAGUUACAGUGUGUGUGAAUGAGAGAAAUGUAAGAAAAGAAUUUCCUUAAAAGUUUUACACAAAAGUGAGAGAUGUGAAAAAUAAUAACUUGAAUGAGUAAUUACGAGCGUGGGUGAGACAAAGAUAAUUUUUGUGAAAAUGGAAAGCCUAAUUUACCAAGAUAUGAAAAAAAAGCCAAGGAGAUUGCAAUGUAAAAUCUAACUAAUCCGUUUCUCAUGAGAGUUAUGAAUGAUUGUACACUAUUAGUAUUAAUAAUUCUAAUUUUUAUUAAUUAAUAUUAAUAGAUAUAGUAAAACUUAACUGAUAUCAUUUUAAUAUUAAUAAUUCGAAAUGUGAUGUUAAAAGAAGUGUAAUUUUUUCUUGAAAUCUAAGUAAAUAAAGUUUACAGUUAAACCGAUACACAGCUACGAUCCAAGAGCGUCAAUGAUACCUCACGGAGGAGUAAACACGUUGUAAUUGCAUUCGGCUCCUUUUGACAUUGUUAGGGAAUUAUUGCUUAGGAAUCGCUCAAAUAAAUUGAAUGUUGUAUUUCUUAUAAAAAAAAAUCAAUAAUGCA